GGACUUCAAAGAAAAUUCCACAACAGUGUCGAGAAUCCACGCAAGAAAAAAAAAUCUGUAUAUCAGACGCUUCUGUGACCAACAAGUGACAAGACAAUGUCAUCACCAUUUCCCUCCACCUUCCCGCCUGACUACCUUGAUCCUUCGAUGCUGCUCAUAUCCCUCUUCUUUCUCCUUGCCUGGUCUUUGAUACUUUUCUUCUUCCAUACUCAUUAUAAAACAAGAACUUCUCUCUUUAUGAAUACCACUUCUAUUAAGAGAAAAGGAAGCAAGCAAGCAGUGGUUUUCAUACAAUGGAUUUCGAUUUGCAGACCAAACCACGGUUCUGUGUUGGUCGGGGACUAGCAACUUUGGUUACUUCCUCCGGGAUCCUGCACAACGCUUGGGAGGAGAUUUGUAAAGUUUCAAAAAAUGGCGUAGAAUUUUCUCUGAAAGAAGAUGAACGUGUAGCAUAUGUGACCUUCCCAUCAUUUUCUAAAGAAGAUUUCACUGUCACAGAUAGUAGAUAUGGAGAAUACAGUAUCCAGAAUGAGAAAAACUUUUCUGUCUGCCUCAAGGGUACUGAUGAUAAGCCUGCCCUUGUUCACAAGGGAGCUUUCAACCGAUUCCUGCGUAUUCUGGAAAGUUCAGAUUUCAAAGCCAAGAUACAAGCUUUAAAGUCACAGGCCAUUAUAUUUGUGGGCCAUUCCAUGGGGGGUGCAAUUGCGACUCUGGCCACUCUGUGGUUUCUGCAAAAGAAGGCAAGAAACAUGUCUUAUUUUUGCAUUACAUUUGGUUCUCCUUUGGUGGGAAAUGCUAUUCUUGGGGAGGCAAUUGGGCGUGAGAAUUGGACGGGAAAAUUUUGUCAUGUUGUUUCCAAGUAUGAUAUUGUUCCUAGGAUGCUCCUUGCACCAUUUGAAUCAAUUGCCGAGCCUUUGAAUGCAAUUGUGCCUCAUUGGGGGAGCAUGAUGGGCAUUGACUAUGUUGCUGUAUCACAUCUUUCUAUACCAGAGGCUUGCAAAACUCUUCUUGAGAAUGUCCUACAAUGCACAUCUCCAAUAGCAAAUAAUUAUCCAGGAGAAUCUGGUCAAAGAAGCCCAUAUAGACCCUUUGGUACUUAUAUGUUUUGUUCAACGCAAGGAGCAGCUUGUAUUGAUGACUCUGAAGCUGUCCUGAAGAUGCUGCAUUUCACUGUGCAAGGAAUGCCUUCUGAUCAACUUGCAGACACAUGUGCUUCAGAUCACACAGGUUAUGGCCAAAUGUUGGAAGAUGUCAACAAAAAAUUGCUAAAUGCAACGCCAAUUGCAAAUUUUGCCACAGACUCCUUCGAGAUGGGAAUAGCACUGGAAUUGGAAGCAAUGGGUGUUGGAGCUCAGAACCAUCAUGCAUCCCUUGCACUCAGAAAAGCUGGAGAGAUGAAAAAUAAGCAAGAUAUGAACAUUGAAAAGCUCAAUGACAAAUUGAGCAAAGGCCAAAGUUCUAUGGCAGAGGUGGAAUGGUACAAAGCACGUUGUACGAAGGGUUCUGGCUGCUAUGAUUCUUUCAAACAGCAUGGUGGAAAGUCAGAUGUUCAUGUAAAUUUGGCUAGAAAAAAGUUGGAAACAUUUUGGCAAGAAAUUGUUGAGAUGGAGGAGAAACAUGAAUUGCCUAGCGACUUCCGAUGCCAAAAUAAAUGGAUUAAUGCUGGCACUGCAUAUAGAAGACUUGUAGAGCCUUUGGACAUUGCAUACUACUAUCAUACACGGAAGGAUAGCAAAAGCUAUCUUUCAGUGAGACCCCACCAUUACAUAGUUCUGGAGAAAUGGAUGAAAGAAAAAGAACAAACUCGUACUGGUAGAGAUAAGAAGGAUCGUACAAAGUUUGCAUCCUUAACUCUGGACUCCUGUUUUUGGGCUCAUUUAGAAGAAGCCUAUCAAGCAUUGACAAGUCUCCAGCAAGUGCAAGGUCAACAUCAAGUCAUGAAUGCUUCACUGCAAGAAAGCCGAGAGUUUGAAAAUUAUAUUUGGGGUAUGAUCAGAGACAAGAGUAUUUCUGCAGAGAUUUUCUUAAUGGAGAGUAGCUUCAUGCUUUGGUGGGAACAGUACAGCAACUAUCUUCAACUUCAAUUCCCGCAAUGGAGCUCAAGCUCUCCUCUGUUCAACUUCAUGGCAAAUGAGAGUUGGAAGUAGAAAAUUCAGAAGAAUGGGCUUUCUCUUACCUGGGGAAAGAUCUUUCAAAAUAAUAUUCUGUUUUAAGUAGUUAAUUUGUGUGGUUUCUUCCUUGUGCUUAGUUUUCUUUUCAAGUAGAGGAUGUUAUAUUUCGAAUGAUGAGUAGAUAAUGGACUCCAUCAUGUAUGUUGAGUUCUUGAAAUGUAAAUAUGUAGUAAUAGGACUGUGGAGUUGACUUCUCCGGAGUUCAGAGGACUUUCAUUCCAAGCGAAUGUUAUGCCCAUCAGAGGUUUGUUUA
Messenger RNA from Cryptomeria japonica (Japanese cedar), 2424 nucleotides. Its product is annotated as lipase-like PAD4. The coding region runs from base 294 to 2147 and encodes 617 amino acids. The transcript is spliced from 4 exons. The record is from RefSeq and is a predicted model, not a curated record. Lineage: Eukaryota; Viridiplantae; Streptophyta; Pinopsida; Cupressales; Cupressaceae. Gene Ontology annotation, biological process: lipid metabolic process.